Messenger RNA from Ogataea parapolymorpha DL-1, 1395 nucleotides. RefSeq names its product Tubulin gamma chain. The transcript has 2 exons. The record is from RefSeq and is a predicted model, not a curated record. NCBI's taxonomy places the organism in Eukaryota, Fungi, Ascomycota, Pichiomycetes, Pichiales, Pichiaceae. Bases 1 to 1395 code for a protein of 464 amino acids. Gene Ontology annotation, biological process: mitotic sister chromatid segregation; mitotic spindle organization; mitotic cell cycle. Gene Ontology annotation, molecular function: GTP binding; structural constituent of cytoskeleton. Gene Ontology annotation, cellular component: microtubule; gamma-tubulin complex; nucleus.
AUGCCGGGUGAAAUAAUCACUCUGCAAGCAGGCCAAUGUGGUAACCAGGUUGGUGAGCAGUUUUGGAGCCAAAUAUGCAGUGAACACGGAAUACUACCCGAUGGGACAACUUCCCCUGAAACACACAAUCUAUACAGAGAGGACCAGACAGACAUCUUCUUUCAACGCAAUGAUAAUAAUAGAUACACUCCUCGCGCGAUUCUUAUAGAUAUGGAACCCAGAGUGAUAAAUAAUAUUCGCAGCAACACCGGCAGUCUAUUUAAUCCUAAGAACAUCUACGUCGCCCCAGAAGGUGGAGGAGCGGGAAACAAAUGGGCGGAGGGCUACCACCAUGCACAAAGACACGAGGAAGAGUUUCUGGAUAUGGUAAAUAGGGAGAUUGAUGCCUGCGACUCUUUUGAAGGUUUCCAAUUGAUCCAUUCGGUUGCCGGAGGAACGGGAUCAGGGAUUGGGUCCUUUUUCUUGCAGGAACUGAGCGAUCGUUUCCCAAAAAAACUGGUCCAAACAUACUCCGUCUUUGGAGCUUCUGAAGUGGUGGUCCAACCGUAUAACACAGUUCUUACCUUGAAACGGCUGAUUGAAAAUUCUGACGCUAAUGUCGUUUUUGACAACAACGCGCUGAUGUCCAUAGCAUCCACCAACUUGCAGGUUUCAAGCCCCUCGUACAAAGACACUAACAAGCUCAUCUCAACUGUGAUGUCUGCUGCUACUAACACACUGCGAUUUCCAGGGUACUCGUACAACUCAUUGACCAGUAUACUGUCCACAUUGAUACCUACACCGGACUUGCAUUUUCUGAUAGCCAGCUACACGCCAUUCACAAGCGACUAUGUCUCAAAUGCGCACGAAAUUAGACGUAGCACGGCGUACGAUGUGAUUUUGGAAGUGCUCGAUAAGAAGCUCAGAAUGUGCAGCUCCAGCGAUACAGGAAUGAAUCUUUCGGUACUCGACAUUAUUAUUGGAGAGAUAGAGCAAUCAGAUGUACAAAAGGCAUUGGUCAAAGCUCGCACGCGGAUAAAUUACGUGCCCUGGAGCUCAUCGGCUAUUCACAUGGCUCUGGGGAAGAGGUCACCAUUUUUGAACAAAUCUCAAAAGCAGGUGAGCGGUUUGAUGUUGGCAAACUCCACGUCCAUCUUGAAGCUUCUUAGGAAGACCCUUAGCGAGUACGAUCAACUGAAAAGCCGAGGAGCUUUUCUCAAUAAUUAUAGCCGAGGAGAAUACGAAUUUGACCAUGGAGAUAUCAGCAUGGAAUUUGACGAGGCCAGAGAAACCCUGAAGACCACCAUGAACGAGUACCGCGACAGCGAAGAACUAAGCUAUUUGGACGAAAUUGAUCCCGACGAAGAUGCUGGUCAAAUCACGGAAUCUGCUCCGCGGGAUGUGGACAUGACAUAG